AUGAGUUUCCUCCCAGGAAAAGGCCUGCUGCUUUCCUGGGGUCUGCUUGUCUCGUGCUUGUCCCAGACCUCCGCUGCGGGGAGAAUAGAUGGCUAUACAUACGGCCAACCCAUGCCAGUGACAUGCUUAAAUCGGACCAUUGACUCUGGCGAACACAUCACCGACAACCUCGGCAAACUCCAAUAUAUCCCCUUUCCAACAUGCAACGAGACACUCCUCCCGCUGGCCCUCCGCUACGGCGUCACAGAAACCGUCAAUUGCACCAUCUCCUCCCUCCCCGAUGAGCUCUACCACCUCCUCGAAUACUACGUCCACUCCGACGUCCCCAUGACAUGUCGCAUCCCCACUGCGCCUCUCUCCCAAUCCUCACCGACGGACCCGAAUUCCAAAUCCACCGACAAAGAAGCCGAAGAGCGCGACGAGCAAUCCAGCCUCUCCGUGCUCGAAGACAAUGGCCCGCCGUAUACCCCGAUUACCUUUGCUCUCCAGGGCACCCUGCAACGCAGCCACCUGCACAUUUGGACGGACAUGAACGUGCUCGCGCAUAAUAUCCCCAAAUCAUCAUCAUCAUCAUCAUCAUCAUCAUCAUCCAAGAAACACAAAAAGGGCAAAACAGCCGCCCCGGGCUACAUCGUCGCUGGCACCGCAUACUCCGUCCCAGAAUUCGACUUCGCCCUUCUCAAAACCAGCGACGGAGACACCCCCGUCGAGAAAGAAGCGUCGGCUGUCUCCGAAGCAGCGAGGGAACCGUGGACAGCCGGCCACGGAACAAAAGUGAUCCGCGGGGAGCCCCUGACGUUCACAUUCCAUGUUAGUUGGGUAGAAGGGGGCAGUGGGAUUGGAUGGCCGUCGCGGAAUACGAAGGCUUCGCCGAAAUCCUUGCUGGUGGGGUUGCUCGGGAAUAUGUUGCUGUUCGCGAUGGCGGCGUCAAUAGGGGGGUUUUUUGCGCUGUGGUGGGAGCGUAGACGGACAGGGAAACGGGGAGCGUGGAGAGGGGAUGGGAUUUUGGGCGUGCCGACUUUAGGGAAGGGCCCUGUUGGGGUUUCGUUUGGGAAUGGGGGGAAGCAGAAUGGAUAUGGAGGGUAUUCGGGCGGGGGAGGAGCAGGGUGUCCUUCUCCACCGCUCAAUCCGCAAAUUCUUCUUCAUCUGGCCGCGUCGCACAUGAAACUUCUGCGCAUUGGACUGCUGCCGCACCCGGUUCACCGCACAAGCAGUCUGCAACGACCGCAACGCCGCCGCGAGAUCCACGCCACGUUCGGGCUCCACGAAGACCUGGCGGCCCAGCGUAGGACCCAGCUUCAGCUCGACUUUACGGACGGGGAGCGCGACGUUCUGUCGCUGGGAGGAGAUGGCGCUUUGGCCGGCUGCGCGGGAAAGAGAGAUGGCGUCCAAGCCCGUGGCGCUGGUGCUGUCGGCUCCGAAGGAGCGACCGGGUCGGGCUGCUGCGGAGGUGCCGUCUGCGUCCGGGAUGGUUCUGCGGCUAAUUUUAUCCCCGGGUAUCAAAAAAUGUCAUCUAUCACUAUCGCAACGCUCCCGCGCAUGAGCCGCGAAGUGCUUUCCGCGCUGCUCCUGGCUUCUACCACGGCCGCUACUACCCCUCAUAACCUAGCAAUCAUCGACGUGCGGGACUCCGACCAUGUCGGUGGCCAUAUCGUCUCCUCCACCUGGGUUCCUAGCUCUACGCUGGACUACCGCAUGCCCGAACUCGUGCGGACACUGAAAAACACGAAAAUGGUGGUUUUCCAUUGCGCGCUUAGCCAGCAGCGUGGACCAUCCGCGGCCCUACGGUAUGCCCGGGAGCGUGAGAGGAUUCUUGGCUCGGAGGAAAGUAAGGACCAGGAGGUGUUUAUUCUAGAGGGAGGGUUCGUGCAGUGGCAGGAGAAGUAUGGGAAGGAUGAGCGCUUGACCGAGGCGUAUGCGGAGGAUAUUUGGCAGGAGUAUUGA
Molecule: messenger RNA, 1944 nt
Organism: Aspergillus ochraceoroseus IBT 24754
Lineage: Eukaryota; Fungi; Ascomycota; Eurotiomycetes; Eurotiales; Aspergillaceae
Exons: 7
Coding region: 1-1944 (647 amino acids)
Source: RefSeq, a predicted model, not a curated record